Molecule: messenger RNA, 4072 nt
Organism: Mobula hypostoma (lesser devil ray)
Lineage: Eukaryota; Metazoa; Chordata; Chondrichthyes; Myliobatiformes; Myliobatidae
Product: guanylate-binding protein 1-like
Exons: 10
Coding region: 83-1888 (601 amino acids)
Molecular function (GO): GTP binding; GTPase activity
Source: RefSeq, a predicted model, not a curated record
UCCGAGGGAGAGAAGCUGCCGGCAAGAGAGCGCGUUGUCUUUAUGUUCAAGAUAUUCAGACACUUCGGGAAAGAACUGUCUGAUGUCGGUAACCAGGGACCCUGAUGCCAACAAACAGAAGAUGGAGAAACCUUUGCAGCUGGUUUGUAACAAGGAUGGGAAGCUGCAACUUAACCCAGAGGCUCUGAAGGUCCUCCAGUCCAUCGAGGAUCCAAUGGUUGUUGUGGCUGUGGUUGGUGCUGCUCGUACAGGGAAGUCCUACCUCAUGAACUGUCUUGCGGGAGACAAGAAGGGAUUCUCAGUGAAUUCAACUGUCCAGUCUCACACCAAAGGAAUCUGGAUGUGGUGUCGAUCUCUCCCUCCGAGACCCAAUGAGGUCCUCCUGUUGUUGGACACUGAGGGUCUGGGAGAUCCCAAGAAGGGAGACAGCCACAAUGAUAAUUCCAUCUAUACACUGGCUAUCCUUCUGAGCAGCAUCCUCAUUUACAAUGGUCAAAAACAAAUAGACCAGCAAUCUCUGCAAGACCUUCAUUUUGUGACUGAACAGUGUAAGCUGAUCCAGAUGAAGUCUCAGCCCGAUGACUAUGACAGAUGGGACUUUGUCCGUUUCUUCCCUGAAUUUGUCUGGUUGAUUCGUGAUUUCACUCUGGACCUAGAGAUCGAUGGAAAAGAUGUGACUCCGAAUGAGUACCUGGAGCACAGUCUGAAACUGAAGGACAGUGAGGUCAGUGAACAGGACAAGGAAUAUAAUGAACUCCGCAGGUGUAUCCGUGAUCAUUUUCCCUCACUUUGCUGCUUUGCAUUUCGACCUCCCGCAGACUGGAAGAAACUCAAGCAUCUCCAGGAACUGGAGGACAAGGAUCUGGAUGAGGAUUUUGUCAAGGAGCGGAAGAACCUCAUUCAUUACAUUCACACCCACAAGAAAGUCAAGAGAGUUCUUGGGGGUCAGCUGGUCACGGGCAGGAGAUUUGUUGAAUUGACGAAGAUAUACGUGGGCAUGAUGGUGGAUGGGGUCCUACCGUGUGUGGAGAGCUGUGUCGCCAAAUUAAUGGACGUGGAAAACCAAGCAGCAGUAGAUGAAGCCCUGAAAUUCUAUGAUGAUGAAAUGAAAAAAUUCUCAGAAUCUGACGAUGUUACUAUGAACAAACUCACAGAGUAUUACCAUAUGAAGAGCAAAGCGGCAUUCAAUAUCUUCCACAAAAGUUGUAUGAACAACAGUGACAAACACAUCGAACAGCUGGAGGAGAUAAUGAGUUCUAUUUACAAGUCUCUCAUGGUGAGGAUGAAGAAAAAGUCACAAGAGAAAUGUGAGGCACAUCUAAAAAAAGUAAUGUCAUCAAUAAAAGAAAACCUGACAUCUGAACAUUACCUGAGUCCUGGCGGUUUCCAGGCACUGAAGAAGGAUCUUGAUAAGGCCAUUGAGGAGUAUGAAGAAAAGACCAAGGAUGAAAUGGAGGGCUGGGCUGUCCUCACCCACUUCCUGGGAGAGGAAAAGCCUCAUCUAGACCAUGUACAGAAAAUGGACAGCAGCCUGACGGAGGAACAAAAGCAUGUCUCUGCUUUGGAAGAGGAGCUCUCAAGGCUGAAACAGGAGAUGAAGAUGAUGGAGCAGAAGAGGAAAGCAUUUGAGGAAUGCAGGAAUAAGGAGAUCAUGGAGCAGAUCAAGAAGAGGUUUGAGGAGGGUAAAAUGUGCAGCGUGGAGGAGCUGAAGGAAGCCAUGGAGCAUAUGAGGAGUGAGAUGAAGAAAUAUGAAGUUGAAGGCAGGAUGGAGGAUGCAGUAAGGGCUCGGCAGAGGUACGAGUACCUGAAGAAGAAAUAUGAAGAGGCAACAGGAUCGAGUUUCAUGAAAUUCAUAAGGAGAGUGCUGAGAUUAUUUCAGAUCAGGUAACUGUGGUAGGCGCUGUGGUAAAAUUGUAUCCAUAGCAGGAAAGCAGUCAAAAAAUGCAUGCAUUUAGAAAUGUGUCCGCAGCACCAAUCUGUGACAUCCCGAACAGCUUCCACCCACUACCCUCCCCAGUCUGAUCAGUGAACUGGACCCCAAAUAUUGUCCACCACACACAUUCCACAUCCAAUCCAGAGCCGGAUAUCAGAGACACACACUGGAACAUUUAAAGUGGGGUCAGAUUCCAGCUGGUGAAUCUCAGAACCCCAGGGAUGUGACUGAGCCAGUGUAAUAUGUCCCACUCACUAAAUCCCCUCACACAGCCCACGGACACUCUCACCCAUGACCGACUCUCCCCACUGACUUAAUCCCCUACCACAGUCCAUGCACACUCACCCCCACUCACUAAAUCCCCUCCCACACCCCAUGGAAACUGUCCCCCAUCACUGACUCCUCUGCCCAUGAAACCCCCUCACACAGCCCGUGGACAUUCUCCCCUAUCACCGACUGUCCUCACCUACCGAACCCCCUCCCACAGCCCAUGGACAUUCUCCCCCAUCACCGACUGUCCUCACCUACUGAACCCUCUCCCACAGCCCAUGGACAUUCUCCCCUAUCACCGACUGUCCUCACCUACCGAACCCCCUCCCACAGCCCAUGGACAAUCUCCCCUAUCACCGACUGUCCUCACCUACCGAACCCCCUCACACAGCCCAUGGACAUUCUCCCCCAUCACCGACUGUCCUCACCUACUGAACCCCCUCACACAGCCCAUGGACGCUCAGCCCAAUCACUCUCCCACCAUCCACUGAACAGACCCCCACAGCUCACGGACAAUCUCAGCAAUUACCAAUUCCCCAACCCCCACCGAAUCACUUUGCACAUUCCAUGUAUGCUCUCUGUCAUCACCAACUCUUCCCCCCAACUCACUGAAUCCUCUCCCCCAGCUGACGGACAUACUCUCCAAUAACAAGCUCUCCCCACCCACUGAACCACUCCACAAUCUCGCAGACUGUCUCCCUCAUCACCAACUCCCCUACCUACUGAAUCCCCUCACACAGCCCACAGACUCUUCCCAAUUACCAACUCUCCCCAUCCACUGAAUCCUCUCCUGCAGCCCACAGUCACUCCCCCACCACCAGCAUUUCCCCACUCACUGAAUCCUCUCCUGCAGCUCACAGACACCCUCCUCAUCCUUGAAUUCCCUCCGACAGCCCGUCUACAUUCUCCCCCACCACCUACUUCCUCCACUCCAACCAAUGAAUUCCCUUCCACAGCCCAUGGACAUAAAGCUAUAAAGCUACAUGUCCAGUUCUUGUGCAUGUUUUAUUCAAUUCUCUCAUAUACCUGUCCACACUGUACCACAAUUACCUGAACUAUCAAUUAUAAGGAGCUCUGUUUAUCCUUGAGCAAUUCAUCAAACUCUCCUUGGCACAGAAUGUCACCUCCCACAAUGUCCUUAUCAGCUGGUUCAGUGUUCUGGGUCAGCGGUCAGCUCUAUUCAAUACUGACCUGUGUUGAUAAUGUGUCCUUCCUCCACUCUGCUCUGUGUUCUGUGGAUCUCUGUCUCACCAGCAGAGUUUCCUCCCAGAUGCUGAUGGGAGCUUGUCAUCCCCCUCUGGCUGUUACAUUCCCACCAUCAAUCCACGAUCAGUGUGAUUACUGGAUCACACUAAUUAUCCAGGCAAUAAAUCUGACCACCAGCAAUGAACAAUUGGAAGCUGAAAUGCAGGAACAGAUGUACAUUCAGCAGAGAUACGUGAGACUGCAGGUGCUGGAAUCUGGAACAACAACAGGAAGAUGGAGGAAUCUCCAGUGGGUUGAGCAGCAUCUGUUGGUGGGGGUGGGGGUAAGGAAUUGUUGACACUGGGUCAAGAUCACGUAUUAGAACUGAUAGAGGUAUCCUCAGCACAGGGUCUCAGCCCAAAAUGGUGACAAUUCCUUUCCGACCACAGAUACUGCUUGAUUCACUGAGUUCCUCCAGCAGGUCAUUGCUUUAUACACCAACAUUUGUAAAUUGAGUAAAUAGUUUUAGCUAAUAGAUUUGUUAAGUAACAUAGUUGCUACAUUUAACCACAAUAUAACUUUAUGAACAAAUCAGUAAUCUUUCCAAUUAGCCAAAUCAAUGUCACUGCAAUAAUAAGAAUCAGGAUAUAUACGCGUGGAUGAACUUAGAUAUUGAAUCCUUGU